Molecule: messenger RNA, 3411 nt
Organism: Mycosarcoma maydis (corn smut)
Lineage: Eukaryota; Fungi; Basidiomycota; Ustilaginomycetes; Ustilaginales
Exons: 1
Coding region: 1-3411 (1136 amino acids)
Biological process (GO): positive regulation of kinase activity; phosphatidylinositol biosynthetic process
Cellular component (GO): PAS complex; endosome membrane; fungal-type vacuole membrane
Source: RefSeq, a predicted model, not a curated record
AUGGAUGCCGCUCUCCAAAAGGCGCUGUUGGACCGCGUCUACGACAAGCGCAAAGCCGCCACGCUCGACCUCGAACGACAGGUGCGCGAGUGCCUUGCCAAAGGCGAUCGUGCUCGUGUCAAUCUCAUCGUUCAGCAACUUUGUUCCCUCCUUUCCGCAUCUCCGCAGAACGUCAAUGCUCGCAAUGGUGGCCUCAUCGGUCUCGCCGGUAUUGCCAUUGCACUUGGGGUAGAGAUUGCUCCUUUCCUAGAACAGAUCGCCAAACCCGUCUUGGCCUGCUUCAACGACCCGGAUAGCAAAAUUCGCUACUUUGCCUGCGAGAGCUUCUACAAUAUCGCCAAGGUUUGCAAGGGCGAAAUUCUCGUCUACUUCAAUGAAAUUUUUGAUGCACUCUCCAAGCUUGCUGCCGACUCCGAACUCAGCGUCAAGAACGGCGCUGAGCUGCUCGACCGUCUGCUCAAGGACAUUGUCUGCGAAGCAGCUCCGCAUUAUGUUUCCCAGUUCCAAGACAUUUCACUUAUUCGUGCUCAUCAAGACGCACAAGACGGUUUUGCUGGUGGUAUCGCCGAGCUUGACGUGGCACGCGAAAAGGCGCAUCAGAUCGACCAAGAAGGCACCGCCAACAACAAGGUUUUCUCCCUCGCCCGUUUCAUUCCAUUGCUGGCUGAGCGCAUGUACGUGCUGAGCCCUUUUACCCGCAACUACCUCGUUAGCUGGAUCACUGUUCUCGGUUCGGUCCCUGAGCUCGAGCUCGUCAGUCACCUCCCCUCUUUCUUCGAUGGCUUGCUCAAAUACCUCAGUGAUCCAAAUACCGACGUUCGUGUCGCCACUGCUAACGUCUUGGCCGACUUUUUACGAGAGAUCCGUCAUGCCGCCGAGCUUGCCGCGAGGAGACAGGCCUACGAGCAGCAUCGUGCUGAGCAACAGGAGCACAAGAGAAGAAAGGGUAAGCAAAGCGUUGGCACAACAGCCAUCGAUAGCGAGCCUGUCGACUUGAACACCCCAGAUAGAGCGCUGCUUGCUUCCCAGCCCGAGUUGCAACCCAGGAGUACAAGUCCGAGUAAAUCCAUGCGAUCGUCUUCAAAGGCACCUUCGACAAGGCCGCGAUCAGAAGGCGCUACAUCUCCGUUGCCUCCUCCACAUGACUCUGAAAAGGCGGAUAAUGACGCUGAAGCAAACACCGGCGAUGAAUCGGCCGCAGAGGACGGCAACCAAGACGAUCAAGAAGAAGACGAUGAAGAAGACAUCUGGGUUGACGGUACCGAGGUCCGCAUCGACUAUGCCGCCAUCAUGGAAAUUCUCAUCAACCACAUUGGCUAUCCAGACGAAGAGAUUCAGGCGACAACCCUGCAGUGGAUCGCCGAGUUUCUGCUGGUAGUCAAGGACGUCGUCGUGCCCUUUACACCUCGGCUCAUCUCUGCCAUCCUUCCGAGCUUGGCGCAUCACAGUCCGGCCAUUGCAAGUGCAGCGCACACAACCAACAUCAAUCUUUACAGAGUUAUCCAGGACAUUGCUGCUCCGCCUACACCACCCAGCGCGCGACCUCGUGUUUCGUCAGCAACGACGACUUUGCAGGGCCACAGACAUACCAACUCCACCGCCUCGGGCCGCGACAGAAUUGCCACCGGUAGUCCUACACAGAAUGGCAACCUCACCAGGCAUAGCUCUGCCUCACGACCAUCUGGUUCCGCCGCAGCUGCAGCAUCAACUAGUGCGACAGCUCCCACACCGCGACCCCGUUCUCCAAGAUCACGUGCGGGCACGGUGAGCGGAGAACCCACGGCGGGCAUCGCCGCCAUCAGUCUUUCAGACGGUAUAACCAACGACGAUCGCGCGACUUCGCCCAAUUACAAUGACAUCCAAGGCGCAGCAGAAGAGGUAGAUCCUUUCGACUACCAGAUGACGGUCAACGCGCUGACAUUGCAGCUGCUCGAUGAACACGAAGAGACUCGAGUCUCUGCGCUUGAAUGGCUCUUGAUGUUGCAUCAGAAGAGCCCUCGAAAGAUCUUAUCGAUGGACGAUGGAACUUUCCCUGCAUUACUCAAAACACUAUCCGAUCCAUCCGACGAAGUAAUUCGAUGUGAUCUCCGCCUCCUUGCGCAGAUCAGCUCUGCUUCGGAAGACUCAUAUUUCCACGCCUUCAUGGCCAACUUACUCAGUCUGUUCAGUACCGACCGACGCUUGCUCGAGACGCGCGGAUCGCUCAUCAUUCGACAACUUUGCGCGUCUCUUCACACCGAACGCAUCUUCCGCACGCUCGCCGAGAUCCUCGAGAAAGACGAAGACCUGGAAUUCGCCAGCAUCAUGGUGCAGAAUCUCGCUAUCAUCCUGAUCACCUCUCCCGAGCUAGCUGACUUCCGCAAGAAGCUGCGCAACCUCGACUCGCGAGAAGGCCAACAACUGUUCGUUUCUAUCUAUCGCUGCUGGUGCCACAAUGCUGUGGCUGCGUUCAGUCUUUGCCUACUGGCGCAGGCGUACGAGCAUGCCAGCAACUUGCUUACCAUCUUUGCCGAGCUCGAGAUCACGGUCUCGCUGCUCAUCCAGAUCGACAAGCUGGUGCAGCUGCUCGAGUCGCCUAUUUUCACAGCACUGCGACUGCAGUUGCUCGAGCCAGAGAGGUAUCCGUACUUGUUCAAGUGUUUGUACGGCAUCCUGAUGCUGUUGCCGCAGAGUUCAGCGUUUGUAACGCUCAGAAAUCGUUUGAAUGCGGUGAAUGGGCUUGGCUUUUUGCACUCAGUGCCGAGAUCGAGCUACUCAUCCAGGGCCGCAACCAAGGGUGUCUCUGGUUCUGGGAGCUCGUCUAGUGGUGGCGCGGGCGGAAGCACGGGCGUGGGAGGCAGCUCAGUGGGUGGUUCAGCCUCGAUGGCCGAGAUCAAAUGGAACGACCUGCUGCAUCAUUUUCGGGUGGUUCAGAACAAGCACGAACGUGCACGUCGCCAAGCGGCCAUGGGAGCGUCUGCUGUAACAGGAGGUAUGCAGCUCGUACCGGACUAUGCUGUACCGCGCCUCCCUUCAGCUGGCGGCGCAGGAGCGGCGGCUUUGUCUGCUUCAUCGUCAACGGCUGGAGGUGGCGGAGGUGGUCGAAGACGCAUCAACCAAGCGGCAACACCAGUAACUGGAGCUCCAGGCGCCUCUGCACCUACAGGCCGAUUCGGACUCGGUCUGGCCUCAACCACUCAGACCGGCCGCGGAAAUGGUGCUAGUGCAUCGGCGCCAAAUACGUCCACAAGCAGCUUCUUCGGGAUUCACCUUCCCACCACCGCUGCCGCUACGACCUCACCUUGGACCUCUGCUCACACGGCUUCCGCGCGCUCCUCAAGCCCAUCCGCUGCUCGCCGGUACGCUCCUGGUCAGCAACAAUCCUCGAACCCUGGAUCUAGACAUCCCAGCAAAGGCUCUUCGCUGCGUUAG